This is a messenger RNA of Brachypodium distachyon (stiff brome), 1526 nucleotides long. Its product is annotated as GDT1-like protein 2, chloroplastic. Gene Ontology annotation, cellular component: Golgi apparatus; chloroplast. Gene Ontology annotation, biological process: Golgi calcium ion transport; Golgi calcium ion homeostasis; calcium ion transmembrane transport. The record is from RefSeq and is a predicted model, not a curated record. Gene Ontology annotation, molecular function: manganese ion transmembrane transporter activity; calcium ion transmembrane transporter activity. NCBI's taxonomy places the organism in Eukaryota, Viridiplantae, Streptophyta, Magnoliopsida, Poales, Poaceae. The transcript has 10 exons. Bases 67 to 1155 code for a protein of 362 amino acids.
GAGGCCGGAACAAGCUGUGAAGUGGGAAAGGAAGAGGAUAAGGUGGGAUUCGAAAGGCGAGGAAACAUGCGAGCGCCUCCACUCCCCAACCCCGUCGCCGCUCGUCUUCGUCUUCGACCGAGCGCCGCGACCCCUCCCUCCCCAUCCCGCUGCCGGGCAGCGGCUCAGCCCCCUCGCUCCGUCUCUCGUCUUCCUCCUCAUGCGAGCGCCUCCACCGCAGUAAGAUGUAGGUUUUUAUCAUGGUUGAAGCUAAUACGGCAUGACGUUAGAGUGCAAUCAUCCAAUGUAAACAUUGGAGCUGGGAGUUAUCAAGGAGAUGAAGCAGGUAACCAUGGGGAACAGUUGGAUAAUUCUGGUACUAAAAGUUCAAAUCAACCAACAAAACCAUUUUCGGGGUAUCAUUACCUUCAAGCUAUUGCUGCCGUGCUACUUCUGUGUGCUCUGGCAUCUGCGUUUAUUGUUUUCUUUAAAGGACAGCCAUCCGCUGUUGUGGCUAUGCUAGCAAAGUCAGGUUUCACGGCAGCGUUUACAUUGAUUUUUGUAUCGGAGAUUGGAGAUAAGACAUUUUUCAUUGCUGCAUUACUCGCUAUGCAAUAUCAAAAAGCAUUGGUUUUACUUGGGUCAAUGGCUGCUCUUUCCCUGAUGACUAUUGUGAGUGUCGUGAUUGGACGGAUAUUUCAGUCUGUACCAGCUCAGUUUCAAACAACGUUGCCCAUAGGAGAAUAUGCAGCAGUUGCACUCCUUGCAUUUUUUGGUUUCAAAUCGAUUAAAGAUGCAUGGGCACUUCCAGAUAAUGCAAAUGGGGAUCUUGAGGAGAAAUCUGAAUCUGGUGAACUGGCUGAAGCUGAGGAGCUUGUUAAGGAAAAGGUUUCUCAGAAACUCACCAAUCCUCUUGCGGUUCUCUGGAAGUCCUUCAGUCUUGUUUUCUUUGCGGAGUGGGGAGAUCGCUCUAUGCUGGCUACAAUUGCUUUGGGUGCUGCACAGUCUCCUUUGGGCGUUGCUAGCGGGGCCAUAGCUGGACACUUGAUUGCAACUUUGCUUGCGAUUGUUGGGGGAGCAUUCCUUGCUAACUACCUAUCUGAGAAGCUGGUUGGCCUGCUGGGAGGAGUAUUGUUUUUGCUAUUUGCUGCCGCCACGCUUCUCGGUGUAUUCUAAUCUAUCUGAAGAAUUUGUUGCUUGCAAAAGUUUUCCGGUGCCAAUGUGGUAUUAUUCCAUUCUGAAGUUUCAAGGGUAUUCCAGUUUAAUGUGCAAAAUUUUCACUGUGUAAUUAGCGCUUCUGUACUUGUCAGAAGAUUUUGAUCUGUAUAAUCGUAGUUAUGUUGAAGGGGUGACGCAUGUGUUGUAGGAUGUUAUGAUUCCUAUUAUGUAUGGACAGUUACCUCAACAAAACUGUCCAUAAGUCCACCAUCCUUGUAUAUUCAGCAACAUUAUUUAGUUACACAGAUACCUUCUUUAUAAAUAAAGGCCUAAAACCUCAAUGUAAUUGCAUCUGUGAUAUCAAUAAACAGAGACACUUCUCGCAAAAA